AUGAAGCUGCGAUCACUCCUCAUACCAGUCGCCUCCCUGGCGUCUUUGACAGCCGGGUACGUGGUUUAUGAAAAGGGGAACACCUGUACCCUCUAUCCUGAGUCUAUCAACCAUAAAGGGCGACCUGCGGAUGAUGCACCUUCAAUUCAUAAGGCAUUCCAGAAAUGCGGUAUCGAUGGUCGAAUUGUUUUCUCCAACAAUACCUUCAACAUAAAUUCCGUUUUGAACACCACAAAUCUCGAGAACUGUGAUGUCUCACUGCAAGGCGAGCUGCUAUUCUCUGACGAUAUUUCCUACUGGCUCUCCCAUUCAUAUUCUGUGGUCUUCCAAAACCAGUCCACUGCAUGGCUCUUUGGCGGAACCAAUGUCACUUUCCGUGGUGAAGGAGGCUGGUACAAUGGGAAUGGCCAGGCUUGGUACACCGAGAACAGGAAUCAAAGUAACCAGCCAGGUCGACCUAUCAGUAUCACCUUCAUCAACUCCAAAAACCUACUUGUGGAUGGCCUCAUUGUCAUUCAACCUCAGUUUUGGGCUACUUUCGUGUCCUACAGCAAAAGCUUUUCUAUCACAAACCUUUACGUGAAUGCUACAAGCAGUGAUGAAUGGGGCACUGUCAAUACCGACGGAUAUGAUUCUUGGAAUAGUGAUACUCUGCUGGUCGAAAAUGCAGUUAUCACCAACCAAGAUGACUGUGUGGCCGCUAAGGGCAAUACCACCAAUCUGCACCUUAAGAAUGUCACCUGUCACGGAAACUAUGGCAUGACAAUCGGAUCUGUCGGCCAAUAUCCCACAAUGCCUGACUACGUGCAAAACGUCACCUUUGAAGCUGUUCGCUGUCUGAAUUGUAUUGAGGGUGCAUUCAUCAAGACAUGGCAAGGAAUUGUUGAAGAUGUAAGCUCUAAUGGGGACAGUGGAGGUGGCGGUAGUGGCCUGAUCAAGAAUAUCACCUACCGCAACUUCGAGUUGACCAACGUCGCGCUGCCCAUUCAGAUCUCUCAGUGCAUUUACACUGAAGGUGGACAAAACUGCAAUACAUCCAAGAUGGCCAUCGAGGAUGUGACAUGGUCGAAUAUCAAAGGCACUUCUCGAUACAAUAUCGCGGCUUCGAUAUACUGCUCUGACGUACACCCUUGUCCUGGGAUCAAGUUUGAGGAUAUCGAGCUUCAGUCUGUGAAUAGUACGUUGGGCUUGCCAAUGUAUGGGACUGAUAUCCAGCAUGAAGUCUAUCAGUGUAUAAAUAUUGUGGAUGAAGAUGAUUCCGGCGUUCCUUGCAAUCGUGCUGCACCGGACGAUUAUGGACAGACCGUCACUUCAAAUGUGAAGGACGCAUAG
Molecule: messenger RNA, 1332 nt
Organism: Penicillium malachiteum
Lineage: Eukaryota; Fungi; Ascomycota; Eurotiomycetes; Eurotiales; Aspergillaceae
Exons: 1
Coding region: 1-1332 (443 amino acids)
Biological process (GO): carbohydrate metabolic process
Molecular function (GO): polygalacturonase activity
Source: RefSeq, a predicted model, not a curated record